Aptenodytes forsteri (emperor penguin) is the source of this 384-nucleotide messenger RNA. Its product is annotated as FERM and PDZ domain-containing protein 3-like. The transcript has a single exon. The annotation marks the transcript as partial. Lineage: Eukaryota; Metazoa; Chordata; Aves; Sphenisciformes; Spheniscidae. The record is from RefSeq and is a predicted model, not a curated record.
UGCAGCAGUCCCAAUGACAGUCAGACCCAGGAAAUAGAUUUAAGGACCUCCAGUUUUGAGGGGAGCUUGGCAAAGAUCAACACCCUUCGAGGCCAUGCCUACAGCUUUCCCAACGGGUUUCUGCAAGUGCAGCUGGACACCAAUGAGCUCCUGACUAUCCUGAGGCAGUGUGUGGUGAGCCCUGACGUCCGGGACUGCAAACCCUACAUCUCCCAGCUGGCUGAGUACAAGCAAGAGCUUGCCCUCAAGUUCAAGGAGUUUCGGGCAUCCUGCCGCCGUGUGGCAGCCGUUGACAAGAGUCCUACCCACAUGCUCUCUGCCAUCACGAGCAGCUUCCAGGUGCUAAGCAGCCUCAUCGAGACGUUUGUGAGGCUGGUGUACAUC